This is a messenger RNA of Carya illinoinensis, 1663 nucleotides long. RefSeq names its product pyridoxal reductase, chloroplastic. The transcript has 9 exons. NCBI's taxonomy places the organism in Eukaryota, Viridiplantae, Streptophyta, Magnoliopsida, Fagales, Juglandaceae. The record is from RefSeq and is a predicted model, not a curated record. The coding region runs from base 135 to 1238 and encodes 367 amino acids. Gene Ontology annotation, cellular component: cytoplasm.
CGUCCUAUCCAUUUGAUUGAAAGCAUCCACUUAGAAGAAUCCAAGACCAAAUCCUCGCCACAUAAACCGCUGGUCUUUCGAGUUUCGACUGCCUCGCCAACUCCCACCACUGACUGUGGAGGAAGACACAAGUAAUGGCUUUCUUUAGCUCAAUACCCACGGCAUAUUUUAGCUCUAUCAGCCCUCGAAAUGAGAUUUCCCUUCCUUCUUCACCCUUUAAGCCCCUUAAACUCCCCUGCUAUUGGCCAUGGGAAAAGGUGAAGAUUGGCCCAAUGAGCGUAUCUCCAAUGGGGUUUGGAACGUGGGCAUGGGGCAACCAGCUUCUAUGGGGGUACCAGGAAUCAAUGGACACUGAGCUUCAACAAACUUUUAACUUGGCAGUGGAUAACGGUAUCAAUCUCUUUGAUACCGCUGAUUCUUAUGGGACUGGCAAGUUAAAUGGGCAGAGUGAAAAGCUUCUUGGGAAGUUCAUCCGGGAGCUUCAGGGGAAAAAGCGGGUGCAGGAUGACAUUGUGAUUGCUACCAAGUUUGCAGCGUAUCCAUGGCGCUUAACAUCACAGCAGUUUGUGAAUGCUUGCAAGGCCUCUUUAGAUCGGAUGCAGAUCAAACAAAUUGGAAUAGGACAGUUGCACUGGUCAACUGCAAAUUAUGCUCCUUUCCAGGAGUUAGUUCUUUGGGAUGGUUUAGUGGCAAUGUACGAGAAGGGUUUAGUUCAAGCAGUUGGUGUGAGCAACUAUGGACCAAAGCAGCUUCUAAAGAUACAUGAUUACCUGAAAGCCAGGGGAGUCCCCUUAUGCUCAGCUCAGGUGCAAUUUUCUUUGCUAAGCAUGGGACAAGAUCAGUUGGAAAUCAAGAAGAUGUGUGAUUCCCUGGGCAUCCGCUUGAUUGCUUACAGUCCACUAGGGCUUGGAAUGCUUACUGGGAAAUAUACACCCACUAAACUUCCACGCGGACCUCGGGCCUUGCUCUUCAGGCAAAUUCUUCCAGGAUUGGAGCCUUUGUUAAGUUCACUUAGAGAAAUUGCACAAAGGAGGCGCAAAACUGUAUCACAAGUCGCUAUAAACUGGUGCAUUUGCAAGGGCACUAUUCCAAUACCUGGGAUUAAGACCGUAAAACAAGCAGAGGAAAAUUUGGGAGCUCUAGGUUGGCGACUUAGUUCGGGCGAGUUGGUGCGGUUAGAAAAUGCAGCUCGUGAGUCUCCCCAGAGGAUGAUCCAGAACAUUUUUCAGACAAGAUAAACGGAUGAAAUUUGAAUAGAGAAGGAAAAAAGUGAAUCCUGCACAAAUGAUUCAAAAGCCCAGGGGAGAGAUUAAUAUAAGAUGUUUGUAUUGAUGACAAAGAAGAAAAGCUAUAUAUUGCCUAGAAGGCUGGAUUAGAGGGCAGAGACAAAGCUGCUAUUUCAAAGAGAAGGAUUAUGUUAAGGGAUGCUUCUGGCAAGUUAGUUAAUAGGAUUGAAGAUUAAAAGGUCCGAGUCUGAUUGGCACGAAUUGGGAUCAUGCUAGGGGGCAAGGUUCAGGUCCAUUCUCUAUAUCUAGUGGUUUUUACCACUAUUCUCUUUUUAGUUUUUCACCACCUAAUUGUUUGUAUAACAGUUAUUUUUAUGCUGUUAUGCACAUUCAAAACCCUUUUCAGUCCAAGUUCUUAGGGAUGUUUUGUCCUUCAA